UCGGAGCCCUAACCCCACUUCGGCAGUGACACUCAGCUGACAGUUAUUUCAGCUGGGUUUCCAGAAACAUUGCGCCUUUUCUCUGAAACCAUGGACUCCAGAAGGAAAUCAUCCACUUCAUCCCGGUCCCGAAGUGGCUCUGUAGGAAAAAUAUCAUCCAGAUCAAGCCACAGUUCCCUGGAAGCGAAGAACUCCGCUAAUGGCGGAUCUAACUACGGCGAAAUCCACAAACUGGAUGAGGAAUUGAUGGGGAAACUCAAGGAGUUUCCCGAGGUGCUAGAACUGGUCCAGAAAAUGCAGCGCAUCAUCCAGAAGCAAGUGAAGAAAAUCAUCAAGUGGAAGUUGAAGUACAAGCAGAUGAGCGAGAGAAAGACCCGUCAUGCCUCCACUCAAACCCAUUUCUCAAGCGGCCUGACUGAAACGACCUCAACCAAUGGACAGAAAGAGCCAAAAAGCCUGGCUGAAGAUAUAAAAGAAGCUGCGGAGCAAGCAGUGCAGUCCUCUGGGUUUGUUUACGAAGAAACCUCUGGUCUCUACUACGACUACACGAGCGGCUAUUACUACAACGCUGAAUACGGUCUGUAUUACGAUGCCUCAUCAGGGACUUAUUUGAACUACAACCAGGAGACGAAGACGUAUGAGUAUCAUUCGCAAGUCACUCCCGCUGAACCCGCUAAAGAUUCUGUAUGUCUAAGCAGAAAAAAGCGACGAGCGAAAAAUAAAAAGAAAGCAAAAGAGCCCAAGCGACCGAGGUUUGACGAGUUUGGGAUCGAUUUUGAAGAGGGCGAGUGUUCGGACAGUUCGGCCACUUUUGAGGACGACGAAUGCGUUUCUGACUCAAGUGAUGUGUCCAAGCAGUAUCCACCCUGCAUGCGCAUGAUAGUGGAAUCAACAGAAAUCCCCAAGAUAAAAGUCGGGUCGCUUUUCAUCGUCACUUGCGAUGGAGGCACGAUUGGGCGCGAAGGGAACCACUCGGUUCUGCUGCCCGACAUCAACGUCAGCAAGCAUCACCUGAAGCUAUUCUACAAUGAGGACACUUCCACCUAUUCCAUUGUGGAUCUGGGUUCGAGAAACGGCACCCUGUUGAACGGCAAGCGAUUGGCCAGUUCGAAGCAGGAAAGCGACCCAGCGGAGGUGCCACAUGGCAGCAAACUGCAGCUGGGUUCCACCACUUUGCUUUGCCAUGUGCAUGAAGGAAGUCAGACUUGCGGGCACUGCGAGCCGGGGCUGUUAAUCGAGGAACCCAAAGAUCCGCCAGUGCCGAUAAGCGGCAGUAAGAAGAGCAUCAGCCAGCAGUUCAAGAGCGAGUUAAGGAGACUGAGGAAGCAGCACGGAUUCUUGGGGUCCAAUGAAGACCCUUCUAGGUUGCGGGAAGGGUACACGGAUCGGGCGGAGAGGCGGCGCAACGAAGUGGGCAGUCAGAAUCCCUAUGAAAAGACCAAAGCCGCCUCCUUAGAUGAAUCAAUCACCUCCGAGAACAAAGGCUUUAAACUGCUUUCCAAGAUGGGGUGGAAAGAGGGAGAAUCCCUGGGAAAAGAUGGAACUGGCCGCAUUGAACCAGUUAAGGUGGUAUCAAAUGCCGGUACAGCAGGAAUGGGGGCUGCAGUGGAAGUGCCUCUGGUCGUGCCAAAGAAUCCGAAGCAUCAGAUUUGGAUGAAGACGCAGGAGCGUUUCAACAAGUUGCCCGAAGAAAACCCGUUGGACGAGCCCGUGGAUUUAGAUCAAUGAUUUUAGCAGCCAAAUUUUAGCAUUUAGUUGGAUAUUUACCAAGUCUGUUGCGAGUCGUUGAAAGAAAGUGUUUUACAAAGUUGCCUUUGAAUGUUGAAGAACUGGAAUUGCGUCAUCCAUAACCGUCGGGCGAAUUUGGGCGCUCGUUUACUGUUCGCCCGUGGAUAGUCGUGGUGUUUUCGUAUUGAGCAAUCAUUAAUUCUGUUAAUCGAAAAUGAUAAUUUUAAUUCA
This is a messenger RNA of Dendroctonus ponderosae (mountain pine beetle), 1959 nucleotides long. RefSeq names its product angiogenic factor with G patch and FHA domains 1-like. Gene Ontology annotation, molecular function: nucleic acid binding; protein binding. NCBI's taxonomy places the organism in Eukaryota, Metazoa, Arthropoda, Insecta, Coleoptera, Curculionidae. The coding region runs from base 91 to 1728 and encodes 545 amino acids. The transcript is spliced from 8 exons. The record is from RefSeq and is a predicted model, not a curated record.